AUUAUGGUCAUUUUUUUGGUUGUUGUUAAUAAAUUUCAUAAAAUUCAAUAGUUAAAAGCUCGAAUUAUUGUUAAAAUUUUGCAUUAAUCCGUUCUUUGGUGUGCUGUGAGUGCAUUUCACGUACAAAAUUGUUAACGCUCUUGCCGAAAUUUUCGAAAAAAUCGAAAAUAUUUGAGACGGCAACAAAACAAUUCUAAAACAAGAACAUUUUGCGAGACAUAAAAUAUCAAAAAUAGACUUUGUUGGCGGCGUAUGAGUCGAAUUACGUCAAAUUACGACGAAUUCCGUGUAUUACGACGAGUUUUUGUAGCAUAAGAUCAUUAAAGUAGCGGAAAAUUGGGCAAAAAUACAUUUUUACGAUACGAGACGAGACGAAGCUUUCGUGUUCGCUUAUGAAGGAACGUAGACAGUAGACAAUAAAAAUACGGAAAUGCGUCUGGAGUUGAUAUUGUUAUUUUUGGUUUCGGCUUUUGUUUCUCCCUCUGUGAGUGUCAUUGGAAAUGUUCCGGAGACCGUUUGUGAGACUUAUGAUCAGAGUAAAUGUACCGGAGGACAUUACGAGGGAUGUGUAAAGAACGAAACUUGUCCCAUUGAGACAAAUGAUCGUCCCAACAACUGUUUUGUCUUAUGGAAAGAAGAUCCGCCGGGCAAUAUUACUGUCACAAUGAAAGGUUGUUUCACGGAAAAUCAAGCUUGUAAUCACACGGAUUGUAUUGACACGAAUGUCGCGGGUCGAAAUCACAUGAAGUUUUGUUGUUGCAGCGGAAGUUUGUGUAAUCGCGAUCACAAAUGGAGUCCCGUAACGGCGGCGACGCCAAAUGCUGUUGUCCCGACAGAAGCUCCCACAGAUACGAGUGAACGGCUGAUAAAAAUCUUGGUUAUUGUUAUAAUGGCAGCUGUUGCCUUCUCAUCGUGUACUGUCUUCAUCCUCAUGAAGUAUCGACACUCGUCGUUUAAUCAAAUCCCGUCGAAUGAUCCCGAAGCGACAGAUAGCGGACCGAGUUUGGAGCUUUUGUCGAUCAAAUUGAUCGAGAUGAAGGCUCAAGGUCGCUUUGGAACAGUUUGGAAGGCACAAAUGCGUCCUGAGGAAGUUGCUGUGAAGAUUUUCCCGAUGCAAGAUAAACAAUCAUGGGAAACGGAACACAAUAUUUUCAAAUUGCCACGCAUGAAACAUCCGAAUAUCUUGCAAUUUAUCGGAGCAGACAAAUUCCCGGAUGGAAGUGACAUAAAAUUGUGGUUAAUUACGGCUUAUCAUUCGAAUGGUUCAUUAUGCGAUUAUUUGAAGUCGCAUACAGUGACAUGGCCUGAGUUAUGUAAGAUCGCAGAAUCGAUGGCGCGUGGAUUGAUGCAUUUGCACGAAGAAAUUGCAGCGAGUAAAACGGAAGGAUUGAAACCGGCAAUUGCUCACAGGGACUUCAAGAGUAAAAAUGUUUUGUUAAAAGACGAUUUGACGGCUUGCAUUGCGGAUUUCGGACUCGCUUUGGUAUUCAAACCGGGAGAACCUUGCGGAGAUACGCAUGGGCAAGUUGGUACAAGACGCUAUAUGGCACCCGAAAUCUUGGAAGGAGCGAUCAAUUUUACUCGAGAUGCGUUUUUAAGGAUAGAUGUUUACGCUUGUGGACUUGUUUUGUGGGAACUUGUUUCUCGUUGUACUGCCCAUAAUGGAAUUGUUUCAGAUUAUACUUUGCCAUUCGAAAUUGAGAUUGGACCUCAUCCAUCGUUGGAAGAAAUGCAAGAGAAUGUCGUAACAAAGAAAGUUCGUCCCGGAAUUCAAGAACAUUGGAGAAAUCAUAAAGGUUUAAAUGCGAUAUGCGAAACAAUGGAAGAGUGUUGGGAUCAUGAUGCUGAAGCGCGUUUGUCUGCUUCUUGCGUCAUGGAACGCGUUUCACAACACAUGAAAUACCCAAGCACGCAGCUUCACAUCGAAACAAACAACUCCGUGAGCCAUAACAAGGAUGUGUCUGAUAGUACAUAAGCAUACCCCUCGGGGAAUUGACAGAGAUUUCAUUUUAGUAAGUAAAAAAAACUAACAAAGGGCGUUUUUAUCAAUAUUUACACACGAAAAAACUUCAAAAUUGCCAUAUUUAGAAAAAACAAAGAAAGAAAAAAUAUUUUCAGGAUUCGUACUAAAAGAAAAGUUCAUAAAAAACGCCCCGAAAAAAGUUCCCUGUCGGUUAUCGCGCGCGUUCGAGAGACAAAAACCACCCACAAAAGUAAUAUUAAUUUUUAUCUACUAUAAAAAGUAUUAUCGAUAAGCUAACAAGUAAGAACGUCGUCGUCGUCGGUGUCUAUGAUCUUAUAUACAAAACUUCGUUAACACUUUUUUUAACGAAAAAAAAUUUUAUUUACCAACAAUGAUGAGAAUUUAUACAACACAAGCUCAGAAAAUAUUUUAAAACAUAGGAAACAUAUCAGAGAUUGAUUUAAAAAAAAUAUUAAAAAUGUGCCAAAUUUCGUUUUUGAUAAUCAUUUAAAAAAAAAAUAUUACCUUUGAACUUGGCAUCCUCCUCAAAAUAACAAUUAAUCGUUAAGUUUCAAGUGUUACAUAGUUCUUCCACAAAUCCACAAUCAAAAGAAAAAAAAAAUGUUUUUAAUUUUAAAGAAUGUGAAAAAAAAAUUGAAAGUGUCUUUUUAAAUAUUCAAUAUUUAAAGCAAAAAAUUGGCUGAAAAAAUUAUAUUGGACUGAAUUGUUA
This is a messenger RNA of Culicoides brevitarsis, 2693 nucleotides long. It is a transcript of the gene put, whose product is annotated as activin receptor type-2A. Gene Ontology annotation, cellular component: plasma membrane; activin receptor complex. Gene Ontology annotation, biological process: activin receptor signaling pathway; protein phosphorylation; cellular response to growth factor stimulus. The transcript is spliced from 5 exons. The coding region runs from base 431 to 1975 and encodes 514 amino acids. Gene Ontology annotation, molecular function: ATP binding; activin receptor activity; activin binding. NCBI's taxonomy places the organism in Eukaryota, Metazoa, Arthropoda, Insecta, Diptera, Ceratopogonidae. The record is from RefSeq and is a predicted model, not a curated record.